GUUCGCAGUCCUUCUAGUUGCGCUGUUGCUAUGGCCUUCGUCCGUGCCGUCGUAUCGGAGUGAGUGACCGGCCCGAGCACCAUGAGUGCCGAGGAGGACGCCAAGUGGCUUCAGUGGGUGACACACCAUUUUGAGACCAUUGCGGGAGAAGACAGGAAAAUCAACCUGCAAGAGCUCAAAAGAACCCUGAACGUGAAAGAGUCCUUCUUUGCCAAGAGAUUCUUCAUUCUGUUUGACUCGGAUGGAAGUGGCACCAUCACGCUUCAGGAGCUGCAGGAGGCGUGGACCCUGCUCAUCCACGGCAGCCCUACAGACAAACUCCAAUUCCUCUUCCAGGUGCAUGAUGUUGACGGGAGCGGCUCCAUCAACGUGGACGAGCUGCGCAUCGUGCUGCAGUCGUGCCUGCGUGAGAGCGCCAUCUCGCUGCCCGAGGAGAAGCAGGACCAGCUGACGCUGGCGCUCUUCAAGUUGGCCAACAAGGACUGCAGCGGCGUCAUCACCUUCGAUGAGCUUCGAGACGAGCUGCAGCGCUUCCCCGGGGUCAUGGAGAACCUGACCAUCAGUGCUGCCCACUGGCUGACUCCUUCCACUGCCAGGCCGCCCCGACACCGUCCUCGCCAGCUGACCUCUGCCUACUGGCACAACCAUCACAGCCACCUGCCCUGCCUGGCCGCCUACGUGGGCCUCCAUGUGAUGCUCUUUGCCCUGGCAGCUAGUGCGCGCCAGGCCCUCGGCGCCAGUGUCAUGGUGGCCAAGGGCUGCGGCCAAUGCCUCAACUUUGACUGCAGCUUCAUCAAGGUGUUCUAUUGGACCCACCUGUCCUACCUCCCAUGUCUGCAUGGGCCCAACUUCUGGAAGUGGCUGCUGGUCCCUGGCACCUUGUUCUUCCUGGAGAAGGCCGUCGGCCUGGCCGCAUCCCGCGUGGAGGCCCUGUGCAUCGUGGAAGUCAACCUCCUCCCUUCCAAGGUCACUCAUCUCCUCAUCAGGAAGCCCCCUCUUUUCCACUACAGGCCUGGCGACUACUUGUAUCUGAACAUCCCCACCAUCGCACACCACGAGUGGCACCCCUUCACCAUCAGCAGCGCUCCCGAGCAGAAAGACACCAUCUGGCUACACAUCCGGUCCCAGGGCCAGUGGACAAACAGGCUGUAUGAGUCCUUCAAGAAAUCAGACCCAGUGGGCUGUGGUUCCGAGAGGCUCUCGAGGAGUUUGAAGAUGAGAAGGAGUCAAAGGAAGCCGCAGGGUUUGCAGCCCCAGCCCAUCUACUUUGGAGCCUCGGCACAGGGCACAGUGGCCUCCAACAAGGAUGUCUCUGUGGAGCUGAUGUCCUACAGGCCCAAGGGAACUCCACAGCAGGGGGAUGAAGGCCUGGUGUACGUGGGGACAAAGGAUGGGCUUCAGGCACAGUGGGAAGCUGCAGCCGAGGACCUGGGCCUGGUCUCCAAGGUGUCCUCUGAGAACCACCGGUUCUGUAACAUCAAGUGCUACAUCGAUGGCCCUUACGGGACCCCCAACCGCAGGAUCUUCGCCUCCGAGCAUGCCGUGCUCAUCGGGGCGGGCGUCGGCAUCACCCCCUUUGCUUCUAUCCUGCAGAGCAUCUUGUACAGGCACCAGAAGAGAACGCACAUCUGCCCCAACUGCCAGCACUCGGGGAGGGAGGGUGUGCCGGAUGCUGACAGGAAGCUCCUCAAGGUGGACUUCAGCUGGAUAAACCGAGGCUAGCGGUCUUUCGAGUGGUUUGUGAGCCUGCUGACCAGACUGGAGAUGGACCAGGCCGAGGAGACUCAGGAGGGUAGGAGAGGGGCGGGGCCUGAGGAUGAUGGAGGUGCGGCAGCGGGGUUCAAGGGCUCUUUAAGAAAGUGUUUAGAUUAUUCUAUUUCUAUCAAAAAUGUGGGGGAGAGGGGGCUGCUUUUUUCCCCCAACAAAAUGUAA
Molecule: messenger RNA, 1932 nt
Organism: Balaenoptera acutorostrata (minke whale)
Lineage: Eukaryota; Metazoa; Chordata; Mammalia; Artiodactyla; Balaenopteridae
Gene: NOX5
Product: NADPH oxidase 5
Exons: 13
Biological process (GO): superoxide anion generation; defense response
Cellular component (GO): plasma membrane; NADPH oxidase complex
Molecular function (GO): calcium ion binding; superoxide-generating NAD(P)H oxidase activity
Source: RefSeq, a predicted model, not a curated record